GAUGCUUAAUUAGAUGUAUAAUUGAAAAGUGUAUUACUACGAAUAAGUAUUAUUCAACUAUUGAAAAUGUUGUCAAUAGUUAACAUGUUAAAUGCAAAUUCUGAAUCAAUAAAUGUUGUUGACUAUCCAGUAGCUGUCAAAUCCAUAUGUUUACCCAAGGCAAGAGCAAGAGUGAAGUAGUGAGUUAUUGAUACUAUCACAAAUUGGUAGAUGCGUUCCGAGUUUUCAUUAUCCGUAAACUAUUGUAAUUACAUUAUUCAAAAAAUAACAAUGCAGCAAAAUAAACCAAACCCGAUUGGAUCCACUAACCAAGAUAGUUAUCAGUAUGUUGGACCGUAUAGGCUAGAGAAGACAUUAGGCAAAGGACAAACUGGUUUAGUAAAACUAGGUGUUCAUUGUGUGUCAGGAAAAAAGGUUGCCAUUAAAAUUAUCAAUAGAGAAAAGUUAUCUGAACCAGUUUUAAUUAAAGUAGAAAGAGAAAUAGCUAUUAUGAAGCUUAUAGAUCAUCCUCAUGUUCUCGGCCUAUCAGACGUAUAUGAAAAUAAGAAAUAUUUAUAUUUAGUUUUGGAACAUGUUUCUGGUGGAGAAUUAUUUGAUUACUUAGUGAAAAAAGGUAGAUUAACACCUAAAGAAGCAAGACGAUUUUUUCGCCAAAUUAUUUCAGCACUUGAUUUUUGUCACAGCCAUAGUAUAUGUCAUCGUGAUUUGAAACCUGAAAAUCUAUUACUCGAUGAAAAAAAUAAUAUUAAAAUUGCUGAUUUUGGAAUGGCUUCGUUACAACCUGCUGGCUCUAUGUUAGAAACAAGUUGUGGUUCCCCACAUUAUGCCUGUCCUGAAGUAAUAAGAGGGCAGAAAUAUGAUGGUCGAAGAGCAGAUGUUUGGUCAUGUGGAGUGAUUUUAUACGCACUUCUUGUUGGAGCUUUACCAUUUGAUGAUGAUAAUUUAAGGCAACUACUUGAAAAAGUAAAACGGGGGGUAUUCCAUAUACCACAUUUUGUUCCUCCCGAUUGUCAAAAUUUAUUGCGAGGUAUGAUCGAAGUAAAUCCAGAUAAAAGACUAACGUUAGCUGAAAUAAAUCGACAUGUCUGGGUAACAGCAGCAGGAAAAGGGGAGUUAGAGUUGGAAUUAUCUAUGAUGGAUGUAGUACAAACUCAUGUAAUUCCGUCCGAAGAUGCUAUUGAUCCUGAUGUCUUACAAGCAAUAGCAAGUUUAGGUUGUUUCAAAGAGCAAGACAAACUUAUUAAGGAAUUACUCAGUCCAAACCACAAUACCGAAAAAGUUAUAUACUUUUUGUUACUUGAAAGAAAACGGAAAAGGCCAGCUUGUGAAGAUGAAUUAGAAAUGGUACGGAAUAAUACACGCGGAAUAAUUAAUCAGCAAGAUGAUCCACCGAAGAAACGCAUCGAUACCUGUAGAAUUAAUGGAAAUAGAAAUUUAAAUUUAGGCCAAAUAAGUCAAGGCUCUCCAGUAACACCAAGGAGACAAUCAAGUAUAAGGCAACAUUCUAAACGAGUAUCAAGUAAUACUUAUAUGCCUGUAACACAUUCAGUGACUUGCAUGCCUAAUACAUCACCAGUAUAUGCUUCGAAUAUGAGCAGUUCACAUAAAGUUAUAUCUUGCUUACAAACCGCUCCAGGGACUAAUUCUAGGCGUUUAUCAUCUAUUACGCCUACUGGAAAUGAUUGUUCAGAUCAAAACAGUUUACCAACUCCUGCUGUAACGAAUAUUGGGAUUGAAAUAUCUGAUUUGCAACAAGUUUCAACUGGAAAUAUUGAGGGAACUCCUGGUUCACCACAUACAUCUGCAAGUUCAGGAGUACAUCAUUGGAGAUCUAGAUUAAAUACUAUAAAAAAUUCAUUUCUAGGAAGUCCACGUUUUCAUCGACGUAAAUUAUUAACAAGUGUAGAUGACGCUCAACUUACUCCAGAAUCAUCUCCAGAACUGACUAAGAAAUCAUGGUUUGGAAAUUUAAUGACAACAGAAAAAGAUGAAACCUUUACGAUAUUAGUAAAAGGAAAACCUCUAGCUACACUCAAAGCUGACUUAAUUCAUGCAUUUUUAUCGAUAGCUGAAUUAUCUCACAAUGUCAGUUCUCCUAUGUCAUUUAGAGUAGAAUAUAAAAGAAAUAAUGCUGGAUCCGUAAUGUUUCAAAGACAGGUUCGAUUUCAAGUUGAUUUGAGUGAAAUAUCAAAACAAUCAUCGGAAUCCCUAUUCGCAAUAACUUUUACUCUACUAAACGGAAACAUUCGACGUUUCAGAAGGAUUUGUGAGCAUAUCCAGUCACAAGUAUGCGGCAAAAGUUCUAUAGUACAUUUAGGAACCACGGGUAAGGGGAACUUAUCAAGUCCACGUACAUCAAGAAAACAUUCAUUAGAAAUGAGUGAAAGUUCGAGCUGUGGAAGUGAUACUAGUGAUAUGCUUUUUGUUGCUUCUCAGUCAAUUACACGACAGAUUAACUCAGAUCUUCAACCACCACAUUCCGUAUUGGAAAUCCAAUCGAUAAUUCAAGGGACAAAUAGUACUUCUUCAACAUCAGCCAUCGAUCAUGUUUCGGAUAGUAAUGCUAUUGUUCAAGGCCAGCACUCUGUGGAUAAAAAGUUUAUAAAAACAAAAAGUGGCAACAAUAUAGCUUGAUACCAUCAAAUAUUUGUUCAAAUUAUUUUACAUGCAAAAUUAAAACAAAA
Molecule: messenger RNA, 2684 nt
Organism: Ceratosolen solmsi marchali
Lineage: Eukaryota; Metazoa; Arthropoda; Insecta; Hymenoptera; Agaonidae
Gene: sff
Product: BRSK family serine/threonine-protein kinase sugar-free frosting
Exons: 13
Coding region: 211-2634 (807 amino acids)
Biological process (GO): intracellular signal transduction; protein phosphorylation
Cellular component (GO): cytoplasm
Molecular function (GO): protein serine/threonine kinase activity; ATP binding
Source: RefSeq, a predicted model, not a curated record